Molecule: messenger RNA, 1963 nt
Organism: Scheffersomyces amazonensis
Lineage: Eukaryota; Fungi; Ascomycota; Pichiomycetes; Serinales; Debaryomycetaceae
Exons: 1
Coding region: 145-1911 (588 amino acids)
Source: RefSeq, a predicted model, not a curated record
GUUAGCGGUAUGUUGACCCUCGUGACCGCGAAUCAUGCUUAUCCUCAAAACAGAAUACCGAAUAUCAACAAGGAAAAGAUAAACAAACACGAAGUAUACAUCCAUACCACCAGCAAAAAUCAUCCAUAACUAAAUUAAUAUCUAAUGGAACAACAACGACAGAGUAAUUUACUCACAUCCACAACAGUACCGAAUCUUCAACCACCUAUAUCCACAUCUUCAUCAUCAAAUUGGUUCAAUAAUCAUAUAAUGAAUUCAUCAUUUGAUGAAGAUGAUGAUCCUAAUGAUCAAAAUAAUUCAACAGAUAUUAGUCAUAAUGAUGAAGAUAAUGAGUUUUCUCAUCAGUUCACUCCUUCACCAAAACGAAUAUUAACUCGGGGAUUUACUGGAAUAUCAACUCCAUUGAAUAGACAUAAUAAUAUCUCCUUCUCAUCACCUAUAAAUAAAUUAAAUGAUCUCCAUAUAAAUUCGGACAUUUUAGAUGCAAUUGAUAAUGAUGAGAAUGAUGAUGAUGAUGAUAGCAGUAUUAAUGAUGAUAACUUAAAUGAACAUAGACCCAACCAUAGUAAUGAAUUUAAUGACAAUAGAACCAUUCCUGAAGAAAACGAAGAUGAAGAAAAUGAUGAAGAUAUAGGCAAUAAGACUAUAAUAAAUAAUUCUGAGUCAGAAUCGGAUAGUGAGAUUGAACCCAAUCUGAAUCUUAAUUCUCUAGAAGAUGAUUUACCUCCUCCAAAGUAUAUAAGUAUACGAAAACGUCAUCAUGUUGAUACUCCUACUUCCGCAUCAUCCUCAAUUAAAAACAAUACCAAUAAUAAUAGUAUUAUAAUUCAUCAUAAUCAUACACCAAUGUCCAUGUGUACAGAUAAUUCUUCACUAAUGGAUGCUAAUAAAUUAAGCUUUUCUACCAGUGAUUCGACUCCAUGUCCUCCACAGCCUAAGCGUAAGAAAUUAAAAUUUAAGAGUAGCUCAUCAAAUCUAACCAAGAAGAAGCCGAUCUUAGAUUUAUCCCAUUCCAUUAAAACAUCCAUUCUUCAAGCAGAAAAUAUAGCUACUUCAGAAGAUCAUAGCGAUAAUCAGGAAUCAGAAGUACAGAAUUACUUCCCUUCAAAUACGACACCUAUUUCUCAAUCUACUCCAUCAAACUCUCGAGCUUCAACUCCUCCCCUUCAAACCCAACCACAAUCCAAUCAAUCGAGUACUCGACCGCAAGUAGAAGAAUAUGGUGACUCAAUAAAUGGUUUUAGAUUCGUUAAAUCAAAAUCUAAAGCAACCACUACAACUACAACUACAUCGACAUCUACCAGUUCCCAUACUACGACUAGGAGGUAUAACUACAAUUAUGAAACCCCUAUUAACAAUAACAAAUACUUUUAUCAACAACAUUUUCAACAACCUUUAAAGACUCCCACAAGUAAUAUUAAAUCUUCAGGGAGCGCUUCAAAGUACCAAAUUAUGGGAGAAAUCCCUGUAACUGCAGCCGGAUUAAUGAAUGAAAGUGAUGAAGAUAUUCACAUUGGUGAUAAAAGGAUUAAUGACCCUUAUCUAAAGAAUGAGGUUGAGAUAGAAGAUAUCAGUAUGAAUGAAGAAUCAGAUAUUGUUCAUACGUAUAUUAAUGAUCAGACUAAUCAAUUAUUACCAUUACCAGCACCACAAUUUUAUCUUCAACCAAUCUCUGAUAAACAAUCAGUACUACAAUUAAUAAAUGAUAGUCAUUCAAUUGCCACGUUCUAUCAGAAUGUGUCACUAGUGACUUCUACGCCAAUAAUUGAUAUUUUAAGAAGAGAACGUAUCAAAUGGCAUCCAGAUAAAUGGGUCAAAUUAACUAUUACAGACGUGACACAUCCGUUUGAUAGUGAAAUAGUUGAUAACUUAUCCAAAGUUAUCAAUGGAAUGAUAAAGGAUUUGGAAUAGACAAUACAAUACAAUACAUUAUAUUUAUAUUACAUUAAGAUUUAUAUUUAUG